Messenger RNA from Zonotrichia leucophrys gambelii, 1776 nucleotides. It is a transcript of the gene SSC4D, whose product is annotated as scavenger receptor cysteine rich family member with 4 domains. The transcript is spliced from 10 exons. The record is from RefSeq and is a predicted model, not a curated record. The coding region runs from base 19 to 1602 and encodes 527 amino acids. Gene Ontology annotation, cellular component: dendrite; terminal bouton; synaptic cleft. NCBI's taxonomy places the organism in Eukaryota, Metazoa, Chordata, Aves, Passeriformes, Passerellidae.
ACCACCUCUGAGCCUGAGAUGUUGCCAUUCCCAGAGAUCCGCCUCUCCAACGGGCCCAGCCGCUGCCAGGGCCGUCUGGAGAUCCUCUACAACGGCUCCUGGGGCACCGUGUGUGACGACGACUGGGACAUGGUGGAUGCCAACGUGGUGUGUCGCCAGCUGGGCUGUGGCCAUGCCAUCACCCUGCCCGCUGCCAUGACCUUCGGCCAGGGCACCGGGCCCAUCUUCCUGGACAACGUGGACUGCAAGGGCUCAGAGGCGGCCCUGAGCGAGUGCUGGAGCCACGGCUGGGGCAUCCACAACUGCUACCACUAUGAGGAUGUGGCUGUGGUGUGCAAUGGUAAUGACGAGUUCUCACCCACGCAAGUCAGCGAAGGACCGACCACCAGGACCCUCACAGCCUCGGUACAGGAUGGGGAAAGUGAUGGCAGCAUCCGCCUGGUGGCCGGCCCCGACACCUGCCAGGGCCGGGUGGAGAUCUUCUACCGCGGCAGCUGGGGCACCGUGUGCGAUGACGACUGGGGCCUGAGCGAUGCCAGCGUGGUCUGCAAGCAGCUGGGCUGUGGGCAAGCCCUGGAUUACAAGAGCAAUGCCUACUUUGGCUAUGGAACAGGACGGAUCCUCCUGGACAAUGUCAACUGCGACGGCAGCGAGCCCUUCCUGUCUGCCUGCUACAGCCUGGGCUGGGGCAUCCACAACUGCGGCCACCACGAGGAUGCCGGGGUCAUCUGUGCAGGACUGGACACAUCCACCAUCACAUCAUUCACCACCUCGCUGGCCCUGGACUCUGAGGAGACCCUUACAGCCACGGCCACAGCAGUGACAGACAGCAGGGACCAGCCCUCCCAGGCCACUGAGGUGGUCACCACCACGCUCCUGACCGUCGAGCAGGAAAGUGGCGGCUUGCGGCUGGCAAACGGCAACGGGAGCUGCCGCGGGCGGGUGGAGGUGCGGCACGGCGGCACCUGGGGCACCGUGUGCGACGACGACUGGGACUUCCCCGACGCCCAGGUCGUUUGCCGGCAGCUGGGCUGCGGCAGCGCCCUGGCCGCCACCGUGCUGGGCUCCUUCGGCUACGGCAGCGGGCCCGUGCUGCUGGACAACGUGGGCUGCGGCGGCGGCGAGGCGCGCCUGGCCGACUGCUUCCACCUGGGCUGGGGACAGCACAACUGCGGCCACCACGAGGACGCCGGCGUCAUCUGCCGAGGUGCUGAUGACACUGAUGACCAUUUCCAAGAGGCCACUGCUACAACCACCACGUUGGCCCCAACUCGUCCCAAGGAGGGGUCCCUGCGCCUGGUGAACGGCAGCCACCGGUGCGAGGGGCGCGUGGAGAUGUUCUACCUGCACCAGUGGGGCACCGUGUGCGACGACGCCUGGGACCUGCGGGAUGCCAAGGUGGUGUGCAGGCAGCUGGGCUGUGGGCACGCCCUGGCAGCCUGGGGGGAGGCUCACUAUGGCCAAGGAACCGGCUACAUCUUCCUGGACAACCUCAAGUGCAAGGGCCACGAGCCCUCGCUGCUGCGCUGCUCCCACAUCCGCUGGGACGUCCACAACUGCGACCACUCCGAGGAUGCCGGUGCUGUCUGUGACAUCCUAUGACCCUCCCGCAGCUCAGGUGGAAAGACCCAGCCUGCAGCACCAGUCACCUUCACCACCAAGUGUUUGAUUCCUACUGGGACACUGGGAAAAGGAUUUCCAUGUUCUCAUGGAUGGGGUUCAAGGGUGGGGAAGGGCUCCUGCAGUGGCACAGAGCUCACUCCUCUGUCUGUGCAA